Molecule: messenger RNA, 5650 nt
Organism: Carassius gibelio (silver crucian carp)
Lineage: Eukaryota; Metazoa; Chordata; Actinopteri; Cypriniformes; Cyprinidae
Product: calcium-activated potassium channel subunit alpha-1-like
Exons: 33
Coding region: 319-4497 (1392 amino acids)
Biological process (GO): potassium ion transport; transmembrane transport
Cellular component (GO): postsynaptic membrane
Molecular function (GO): large conductance calcium-activated potassium channel activity
Source: RefSeq, a predicted model, not a curated record
GCUGAACGCAACACGUUAGUGAAUGAGCGCGCGCACGGGAGAUCAACGCCGUACGCGGACGCUCACGCAAGCUUUAAAUCGCGGGGAUGUUUUCCAUCAUAAUACAUUUCCAGCGGGCGACCUCGUUUAAACACGCGACGGAGUGUUUCCAGUAGGAGUUUGCGUGCGUUUUGGGGAAGACUUCCGAGCUGCGCGGAGGACCGAUCAGCGGGAGAGAGCGCAGCGCGCAGCCGGAGGAGAGUGCGCACACGCCGGGCUCUGCCCUGCCAGACAUGGCUGAUCAGCGGGGCGCUGCAGGGGUCUCCAGAAAGACGCUCGAUGCUCCCCACUGAAGAACCAGACGAUGAUGAAGGUGAUGAGAAGCGGCUCUCCGCAAUGAGCUAUCCGCCCGCGGUUCGGAACAUGGCUGUGAUCAUCCCCUACACCAGUGAUGUUCCCUGUGACGCCAGAGGCCAGAGGAUGUGGUGGGCUUUCCUCGCCUCCUCCAUGGUCACUUUCUUCGGGGGUCUGUUCAUCAUCCUGCUGUGGAGGACCCUCAAGUACCUGUGGACGGUGUGCUGCCACUGCAAGACUAAAAAGAAGAACCUGCAGCGGGUCAGUAACCCGGCGGGGCUCGGGGACGGUGUGACUAAAGCAGCGGCGGUGGUCAGCGAGGUGGGAUGGAUGACCUCAGUGAAGGACUGGGCCGGGGUCAUGAUCUCUGCUCAGACGCUCACGGGACGCGUGCUGGUGGUGCUCGUCUUCGCUCUGAGCAUCGGAGCACUUGUGAUUUACUUCAUCGACUCCUCCAAACCCAUCGAAUCCUGUCAGCAAUUCGACAAGGACUACACACUGCAGAUCGACAUGGCCUUCAACGUGUUUUUCCUCCUGUACUUUGGACUGCGUUUCAUCGCAGCCAAUGAUAAGCUGUGGUUCUGGCUGGAGGUGAAUUCGGUGGUGGAUUUCUUCACCGUGCCGCCUGUGUUUGUGUCCGUGUAUCUGAACAGGAGCUGGCUGGGACUGAGGUUCUUAAGAGCCUUGAGGCUGAUCCAGUUUUCAGAAAUAUUACAGUUUUUAAAUAUCUUAAAAACAAGCAACUCCAUAAAGUUGGUGAAUCUGUGCUCAAUCUUUAUAAGCACAUGGCUGACGGCAGCGGGCUUCAUUCAUUUGGUGGAAAACUCAGGGGAUCCUUGGGAAAACUUCCAAAAUUCCCAACCGCUUUCCUACUGGGAGUGUGUGUACUUACUCAUGGUAACCAUGUCCACAGUGGGUUAUGGAGAUGUGUGUGCUAAAACAACCCUCGGACGCCUUUUCAUGGUCUUCUUCAUUCUCGGAGGAUUGGCCAUGUUUGCCAGCUACGUUCCUGAAAUCAUAGAGUUAAUAGGAAACCGCAAGAAAUAUGGUGGUUCCUAUAGCGCAGUGAAUGGGAGAAAACAUAUCGUCGUCUGCGGUCACAUCACACUGGAGAGCGUCUCCAACUUCCUCAAAGACUUCCUGCACAAGGACAGGGAUGAUGUCAAUGUAGAAAUCGUUUUUCUCCAUAAUAUUUCCCCUAAUCUUGAGCUGGAAGCCUUAUUCAAGAGACACUUCACACAGGUGGAGUUUUACCAGGGAUCCGUCCUCAACCCUCACGAUCUCGCUCGAGUCAAGAUUGAGUCGGCCGAUGCCUGUCUGAUCUUAGCCAAUAAAUAUUGUGCAGAUCCUGAUGCUGAAGAUGCAUCCAAUAUCAUGAGGGUGAUAUCCAUUAAAAACUACCAUCCAAAGAUCCGAAUCAUUACACAGAUGCUGCAGUACCACAAUAAGGCUCAUCUUCUCAACAUCCCGAGCUGGAACUGGAAGGAGGGCGAUGACGCCAUCUGCCUCGCCGAGCUAAAGCUGGGCUUCAUCGCCCAGAGCUGCCUGGCACAGGGUCUGUCCACCAUGCUGGCCAACCUGUUCUCCAUGAGGUCCUAUAUCAAGAUUGAAGAAGACACAUGGCAGAAGUAUUAUUUAGAGGGAGUAGCCAAUGAAAUGUACACGGAGUAUCUGUCCAGUGCCUUCGUGGGUUUGUCUUUCCCCACCAUUUGUGAACUCUGCUAUGUGAAGCUGAAACUCUUGCUGAUCGCGAUCGAGUAUAAAUCAGACCAGAGAGAGAGCAGCACGCUGAUUAACCCGGGCAAUCAUGUGAAGAUGCAGGAGGGAACUCUGGGCUUCUUCAUCGCCAGUGAUGCCAAGGAAGUGAAGAGGGCGCUUUUCUACUGUAAAGCUUGUCAUGAUGACAUUACAGACCCAAAGCGAAUCAAGAAGUGUGGAUGCAAACGGACCAAGAAGUCUGCCUACAAGAGAAUGCAUCUGGCAUGUUGUGUAGCUUGCGGUGGGGCAGAACGAGGCUGCUCGUGCAUGUCAGACAGUGUGGCUAGUAACAUGGAGGUUCUGCACCGUGGCUUCUCCUCCUCUCCCGUGUCUCUGUAUGAUAACGCGACCAAUUUAUGCUCCUCUAAAAGUAACUAUAACGGAUACAUCAAAUCAAUAAACGAUGAGCUCAGUCCAACAUUCCAGCCCCAGAAUCCCAAACCUGCCCUAAUGCGAGCUCAGUGCGCAGUAAGAGCGUCUCCUGCUGUCCCGGGCGUCCGUGUGCCAGCGCCUUUAGUAAAUAACCGUAAAGCCAGUCUGCUGUCUCCGGCUGCAUUAUAUCUGCACAGACUCAGUCUGGCCAGCUCUAGAGAGCUGUAUCAGAGCAGCAGCGCUGGCUCAGGAGCAUCUGAUGUCACUCGCCUGCAUCGGGCCUGUAGUCUGCCUGUUAAAUACAGAUAUCAUUCCAGCCACGGCUCCAGCUCCACCAUCGGCUCGCACACGCUCUUAGUGGACGAGGAGCAGCAGUCGACUCUGUCGCCCAAGAAAAAACAGCGUAACGGAGGGAUGAGAACGUCGCCCACAUGCUCGCCCAAAACAAUAAGGCACGACCCGUUGUUGGUCCCUGGACACGAUCAGAUGGAGACAAUGGAUGAGAACAUAAAGAAAUAUGAUUCGACGGGAAUGUUUCACUGGUGUCCAUCAAAAGACAUCGAGAAGGUCAUGCUGACUCGCAGCGAGGCGGCCAUGACGGUUCUGAGCGGUCACGUGGUGGUGUGUAUUUUCGGCGAUGUGAAGUCUGCUCUGAUUGGUCUGCGUAACCUGGUGAUGCCUCUGAGAGCCAGUAACUUCCACUAUCACGAGCUGAAGCCCAUCGUAUUCGUGGGCUCUCUGGAGUAUCUGAAGAGAGAGUGGGAGACGCUACACAACUUCCCCAAAAUCUCCAUCUUACCCGGGACUCCACUGAGUCGGGCCGAUCUGAGAGCGGUCAACAUCAACCUGUGUGACAUGUGCGUCAUCCUCUCGGCCAAUCAGAACAACAUCGACGACGCCUCUCUGCAGGAUAAGGAGUGUAUUCUGGCGUCCCUCAACAUCAAGUCCAUGCAGUUUGAUGACAGUAUUGGACUCCUGCAGGCCAACUCUCAAGGUUUCACUCCUCCUGGCAUGGAUCGCUCGUCUCCGGAGAACAGUCCCGUACACAGAUUGGUGCGAAAGACGUCUAUAACCACCGGAGCAAACAUUCCCAUCAUCACAGAGCUCGCUAAAACAGAGAAGGUGCUGCCCCUGGUUUCUCUGAGCCAGGACAAGAGCAGCGGGAACAACAUCCCGAUGAUAACGGAGCUGGUGAACGACUCAAACGUCCAGUUUCUGGACCAGGACGAUGACGACGAUCCUGACACGGAGCUGUACCUCACGCAGCCGUUCGCCUGUGGGACAGCGUUCGCCGUCAGCGUGCUGGACUCAUUAAUGAGUGCCACGUACUUCAAUGAUAAUAUUCUGACUCUGAUCCGGACGCUGGUGACCGGUGGAGCGACGCCGGAGCUGGAGGGUCUGCUGGCGGAGGAGAACGCACUGCGUGGAGGAUACAGCACACCGCAGACACUGGCCAACAGAGACCGAUGCCGCGUGGCACAGCUGGCGCUUUACGACGGACCCUUCGCUGACCUCGGGGAUGGAGGCUGUUAUGGUGAUUUAUUCUGUAAAGCAUUGAAGACGUACAACAUGUUGUGUUUUGGAAUCUACCGAUUAAGAGACGCACAUCUGGGAGCACCCAGCCAGUGCACCAAACGAUACGUGAUCACGAAUCCUCCGUACAACUUCGAGCUGGUGCCUACAGAUCUGAUCUUCUGCCUGAUGCAGUUUGACCACAACGCCGGCCAGACGCGCUCCAACCUGUCGUCCAACUCCACCUACUGCCCGAGCAAGAAGAGCCCAUCCGCCCUCUCCAUCCCCUCAUCCGCCCGGCCGGGACGCAGCCGGAGCCGCGACCUGCGCGACAAACAGAAUGUGCCCAGGACGAAUAAAGGGGUUUCAGAUAAAACCUGGUACACUGACGAACCUGAAAACAGCUUCCCUAGAAACACACAAACUAAACACACCAACACACACACAGCCAAUCAGACCAGCCAGUACAAAUCCACCAGCAACAUCAUCCAGCCAAUCAGAGAAGUGGAGGAGGAGCCUUGAGAUGACCUCAUCUGGACUCAUCAGAUCUGCCAGUUCAGUGGUCAAAUACUUUUAUAUGAGCCACUGGUUGUUGAAAUAAGUAUCAGAUUUGCUAAAUAGAGUGUAAUAGAUCUAGAAGAGAUGAGCGUAGAAUGCACUGCACUUAAUUCUAACUAUGAGCUACACACCUGUGAUGUCCAUCACUCACAACAGCAUAGAGUUGUCAUUUUCUGUGAAAUCAGCCGAAGAGCGUCAGUGUGGGAUCAGGUUAUCCGCCACAGGUCGAGCAGAGCGGGCGCAGGUCCUCUCUCCGUCCGGCUCGGGAUUGGCCACCGGAUCCAAAACCAAUCCAGAAGCUGCACACAUCAAAUCUAGAAAAUCAGUCCAAUGGCAGCUUCGCCGUGUUCUCGUACCAAUGAUUAUGCACCGAAGCAAUAAAUCUGCUGUUUCACUUGAGAUUUGUUGUGCAUUUUAAUGGGGUUUUACCUCAAUAAUGCAUCGCGAGGUUUAAUGAAUGUCAGUAAUGUAAAGGAUAGAGGCAUGUAGAACGUUAAACGUCCUUUUGAGAAGAAUGAAACGCAUUCCACAUCUUGUGCUGAUAGAUUUGAUCUGCAGUGUUUCUUUAGCUGUUCGCUUCCAAUCUCAGCCUUUUGCUGUUAAUAUCAAAGUGCAUUUAUAUAUCGCCUUGAGCUUCUGUUCACUUCUUCAGUCAUUCCAGUGUUGCAUAUUAAACUGUGAUCAGGUUAAUGGUGAAUAAACACGUCACAUGAGCCUUACCAGAGCUGAUCUGAGAUCAGCAGAGCCGGACUCGAGGGAGGACCUGCAAAAGACCCGCUCCAGCGAAAAGUGGCCCUGAAAUCGAUAAUAAAAAUAAUGCGACAAAGUUUAAGAUUUAAACACUGGAUGACUGAAGUGUGACGUGUGUUUGCUCAUGGUGUAUGUAAUUUCAGUGAUUCACACAAGCAGACGUGUUUAAAGGGAAAUGUCUUAAGUGUGAAUCAUGUGGUUUAAUAUGUUGAAGGAAGAGAGAAGUGACUUGUGUGCUGCUGCAGUAUUUAACAUUAUAUACUUGACAACGCAAAUACAAUAUAUUAUAAUGUACAAAAGGCUGUAAAUAAAAUGUACAUGAUUUUAUUUUGUAUUUUCACAGAAUAAAUAUGGCUGUAUUCGUGUU